This is a messenger RNA of Thalassophryne amazonica, 1087 nucleotides long. It is a transcript of the gene rgcc, whose product is annotated as regulator of cell cycle. The transcript is spliced from 5 exons. The coding region runs from base 51 to 434 and encodes 127 amino acids. The record is from RefSeq and is a predicted model, not a curated record. NCBI's taxonomy places the organism in Eukaryota, Metazoa, Chordata, Actinopteri, Batrachoidiformes, Batrachoididae. Gene Ontology annotation, biological process: regulation of cell cycle.
GUGGACACGUCACAGAGACACAAAGCAGCGGAUCGUCUCUGACACCAGUCAUGAAGUCUCCAAAGCUGACAGCUCGAGCAAAGCCACUGGAGGAGCAGGAGGACCUGAGCGAGGUGCUCGGCGAGUUUGACGCCGUCAUUGAGGAUUUCACAUCGCCGGUGGAGAAGCAGCACUUCAGGUACGACGAGCACCUGAAGACCAUGAAGAGAAGAAGCAGCGCCAGCAUCAGCGACAGCGGCAUCAGCGACACCGAGAGUGCUGAUUCUCUGAACAGAAACAGCUUCAGCUUCAGCGACGAGAGGCUGAACUCACCCACUGUCUUCUCCCCGACCCCCAUCUCACCUCCUCCAAUGUCACCCAGAGCUAAACUGGGUGACACAAAAGAACUGGAGGACUUCAUCGCUGACCUUGACAGGACUUUAGAGGGCAUGUGACAUGGACGUGUGUGGUGGACUGCAGCCGUGACAGAGGGAGUGGGUUUGUGGACCCCCAGAUCAGCCGCCAUGACAGAACCACCUGACCCGAUACAGCUGGAUGCUGCUGUGACUUCACCACGACAUCAAUCUGUCCAGGAUGUCCAACGUAGUCCACCAGCUGACGGUCACAUCAAGCCCCAAAAGGGUACAAAGGAACAGUGACUGGAACAAGGACCUGAUUGGCUCCGAUCACAGGUCAGGAGUCCUACGGCUCAAUGGUCCUUCAAGGACCUAAAGGACCAAUGAGCUGUAGGACUACUGAGUCAUCCCCAAAGGCUCCUCCGGUCACUGACAGCAAGGUUUACGGAAUGUGGACCCGGAAAAUACGGUACAAAGAGACAUAACCAGUCUGCACCACUCCCUCAUCCAAACCCUGAGCUGGAAAACUGGAAUUUUUUUUAGCCAUUUUUUAGGUCUUGCUGUAAAUUUAUGUGUUUUUUGUGAAAUAUAUUUUUGUAUCUUCUGUAAAUAAUCAUUGUCUCAGAUUGUGUUUGAUACUAAGUGAACGCCUUCAGUCACAUGACCGUUUGACUUGAAUAAUGUUACUAACAUGUUUUUAACUAUGAAAGCUUUAUUUAAUACAAAAUAAAAUUUAAAUACUUGACUCUUCA